ACAAGACAAUCAUUUUCUGCAAAUUCAAGGACGAAAAUCUGGUUUUUGCUGGUCUCUAAAACAUCAUGGCGAGCUUUGGUGACACGUUCUGGCUGGUGGUGGUGUCUGUGUUCUGGGGAGCGACAAACCCCCUGCUGAAGAGAGGCAGUGCCGGGAUCCAGGACAUCAGGAAGGACAGUGCCAUCUGGCAGUUUGUGGCAGAAUUGCAGUUUAUGGUCUGCAAUGUCAAGUACCUUGUUCCCUUCCUGAUCAACCAGUGUGGGUCUGUGGUGUAUUACCUCACUCUGGCAUCUGCAGAUAUCUCCCUGGCAGUCCCUAUCACCAACUCUCUCACCUUCCUCUUCACAACUCUGACAGGCAGUCUGUUGGGGGAGAAGGUGGGGAACAGAGAUACAAUCCUGGGGAUGGUACUGGUGUUAUUUGGAGUGUUCCUAUGUGUACUGGAUAAGACAUGAUACAUGUAGCUAUGGCCUGUUGGAGGAACAGUCAUCACAUUUUGUUCCUGUGGAACAUGACUGUAUUAUUCACCUUUCAAUAAAUAUCCCAUCACAAGCAAGAACCAUUGAUGCUCUGUUAAGAUAUUAAACACUUAGAAUAUCCAAUAGACCCCCAUUCCACCAGACAGCGAUCUCUGAGUGACUGUACAGUGUUCAAAAUUAGAUUUGUGUUACCCUUCACUUUGUACGUAAGAUGACGUUAUCCACACAUGUAUUUAGCUUUGUUAGAUCUUUAGUUAAGUUGUAGAAGACCAUACAAAAGUCUCUGUACUUUUUUUGGUGUGUCAAUAAAGAAUCUGUAUCUGCCAAGACAUGAUGACUUGUACCAACACAGACGAACUUUCAUGCUAACUUUUUAUUUCUUUACCACCUCACGGGGACAUUGAUGUAUUCUUCACUUUUCAAUAAUAUCAUAUCACAAUUAAUGUGCAGGAACAAUGGAUGCUCUGUUAAAAAAUAUUACUGACAAAUAAAAAAAACCUCACACAGACCCCCAUUCCACCAGACAGCGACUGUACAACGAUCAAAAUUAGAUUUGUGUGACUCUUGAUUUUGUUAUUGGAAUAGGAUAGACGAUGUUAAAAGUAUGAUAAGACAACAAUACACCAUGACAAACGUAACAAAAAUCGUUCUUUAUCUAUCUAUGAAAUUUUUGAGC
Molecule: messenger RNA, 1155 nt
Organism: Branchiostoma belcheri (Belcher's lancelet)
Lineage: Eukaryota; Metazoa; Chordata; Leptocardii; Amphioxiformes; Branchiostomatidae
Product: transmembrane protein 234-like
Exons: 5
Coding region: 66-455 (129 amino acids)
Source: RefSeq, a predicted model, not a curated record